AUGGAUAGCUGUAUAGAACUUUUUAACACACCUAUUUACAUGUCAAAAGGAUAGACGUUUUCCCAGAUAAAAUCCAAGACAUAAUAUAUUGGAUAAGAGAAUUCUGGUGUACAUAAUAUGAUAUAUUUGUUAUAAGCUGACCAAGUGAAGUACCGUGUGGGAUGGAUGUUUGAAAUCCAGGUGUUUCAGUCUUAGGAACACACAUGGGACAGAAAUUGAUAUGAUACCAUGACAAAUUUUUAUAAUACAAAAAGUUGUUUCUGUCAUCGAUGACUUAACUUCUUCUGAAAUUGUUCUGAGUUUCGCUUUUAUUAUUAUGUCUACAAGCAUUAGUCCUCUAGCAGCAGUAGAGAGUGUCUCAGAAAUGGAGAUGGUGACAGAAAGAAAAACUGGAAGUUUGGUGUUUGCUGUUAAUGGUGAGAGGUUUGAGCUUCCAGCAGUUGAUCCUUCAACCACAUUGCUUGAGUUCUUGCGUACACAGACCCCCUUCAAAAGUGUCAAGCUUGGUUGUGGUGAAGGAGGUUGUGGUGCUUGUGUUGUGCUGCUGUCCAAGUAUGAUCCUGUGCUUGACAAAGUCGAGGAUUGUACUAUAAGUUCGUGUUUGACACUACUAUGCAAUAUCAAUACAUGUUCAAUUACAACAUCUGAAGGCCUUGGAAAUAGCAAAGAUGGGUUCCACCCGAUUCACCAAAGGUUUGCUGGUUUCCAUGCUUCUCAGUGUGGCUUUUGUACUCCUGGAAUGUGUGUCUCACUCUUUGGGGCUCUUGUCAAUGCUGAAAAAACCAAUCGGUUGGAGCCCCCUUCAGGGUUCUCCAAGCUCACUGUUUCUGAAGCUGAAAAGGCUGUUGCUGGGAACCUCUGUCGCUGUACUGGUUACCGACCCAUUGCUGAUGCCUGCAAGAGCCUUGCAGCUGAUGUUGAUAUUGAGGAUUUGGGGUUCAACUCCUUUUGGAGAAAAGAAGACAGUAAGGAAGUAAAGAAAAGUAAAUUACCUUUGUACAACUGUAAUAAUUUGAUCUGUACAUUUCCGGAGUUCUUGAAGAAGGAAGUAAGGUCUGGCAUGUAUUUGGAUUCUGAAAGAUAUAACUGGUACAGUCCUGCUAGUGUUGGGGAGCUUCAAAACUUGUUGAAAGUUAAUAAAGGGACUGACAUGAAGAUAGGAGUUGGUAACACAGGGACCGGCUAUUACAAGGAACUUGAACGAUAUGAAACAUAUAUUGAUCUGAAACAUAUUCCUGAGCUCUCAAUACUUAGGAUUGAUCAAACAGGAGUUGAGAUUGGAGCAGCUGUAACAACCGCCAAAAUUAUUGAAGCUUUGAAGAAUGAAAUCCAACAUGACUUUAUCUCAAGAAACGAGAUUGUGUUCAGAAAACUUGCCAACCAUAUGGAGAAAGUUGCUUCAGGGUCCAUCAGAAAUACUGCUAGUGUGGGAGGAAAUUUGGUGAUGGCACAAAGGAAAAAUUUUCCUUCAGAUAUCGCUACAAUACUUCUUGCUGUUGAUUCAGUGGUUGAUAUAAUGAAUGGUCACCAAUUAGAAAGAAUUACACUGGAGGAGUUUCUGCUAAGGCCUCCUUUAGAUUCUAAUGGUGUGCUUGCAAGUGUAAGAAUCCCAUUAGCUAGGAAAGUUUCUCCAGAAACCAAUACUAUCUUGGUCUUUGAAACCUAUCGUGCUGCACCCCGACCUUUAGGAAGUGCAUUGGCUUUUUUGAAUGCUGCCUUCUUGGCUGAAGUUUCUCCAUGUGACACUUCUAAUGGAAUCUUGGUGAAUCAUUGUCAGUUGGCUUUUGGUGCUUACGGAACGAAACAUGCAAUUAGGGCACGAAGGGUUGAAGAAUUUUUAACUGGAAAAUUUCUAAAUGCUGAGGUCUUAUAUGAAGCUAUCAAAUUGGUUAGAGCUACUGUGAUUCCUGAAGAUGGCACUGCAAAUCCUGCUUAUAGGUCAAGCUUGGCUGCUGGUUGUCUUUUCGAGUUCUUUACUUCCUUGAUAGAAAGUGGUGCUGAAGUAACCAAUAGUGUCUUGAAUGGAUAUAAAAACAAUUCAUUAGUCAAACAAUCUAAGCUAGGACAGAAUUAUAACCAGUUUCACUCUGACAAGAUUCCAACAUUGCUAUCGUCUGCAAAGCAGGUGCUGGAAUUAAGUAAACACUACUAUCCAGUUGGUGAGCCAAUUACGAAAUCUGGAGCAGCCAUCCAAGCUUCAGGUGAGGCUGUAUAUGUAGAUGACAUUCCUUCACCAACUAAUUGCUUACAUGGCGCAUUCAUUUAUAGCACUAAGCCCCUAGCGUGGGUGAGGAGCAUAAAUGUCAACUUGGGACCACAUCCAGAUGGAGUUGCAGCAGUAAUAUCACAUAAAGACAUUCCUGAACAUGGGGAGAAUAUAGGAUCACACUUUUCCUUUGGUAUUGAACCUUUGUUUGCUGAUGAUCUUACUCAGUGUGCUGGUCAGCGUCUUGCCUGUGUGGUUGCAGAUACACAAAAACAUGCAGAUAGGGCUGCAAACAGUGCAGCGGUUAAUUAUGGAAUGGAAAAUCUAGAGCAACCUAUUUUAUCUGUAGAAGAGGCUGUUGAAAGGUCUAGUUUCUUUGAGGUCCCUCCUUCCAUUUACCCAAAACCAGUUGGUGAUAUAUCGAAAGGAAUGGCCAUGGCUGAUCACAAGAUUAUAUCUGCUGAGAUCAAACUGGGUUCUCAAUACUAUUUCUAUAUGGAGACACAAACUGCUCUUGCAGUACCAGAUGAAGACAACUGCAUUGUAGUUUACAGUUCAACUCAGGUUCCUGAGCAUGCACAUGGUAUUAUUGCAAGAUGUCUGGGUAUUCCUGAACAUAAUAUCCGCGUUCUUACAAGAAGAGUUGGAGGUGGAUUUGGUGGAAAGGUCGUACCUUCCAUGCCUGUUGCAACAGCAUGUGCUCUUGCAGCACAUAGAUUACGUCGCCCUGUCCGGAUGUAUAUGAAUCGCAAGACUGAUAUGAUAACAACAGGAGGAAGGCAUCCCUUAAAAAUCACUUACACUGUUGGAUUCAAGUCCGAUGGAAAGAUUACAGCUUUACAACUACAAAUAUUGAUUGAUGCAGGGACUUCACCAGAUUUAAGUCCAGUCAUGCCAUGCAAUAUACUAACUGCACUUCGGAAAUAUGAUUGGGGUGCUCUAUCUUUUGACAUAAAGGUAUGCAAAACAAACACUAUAAGUAAGACAGCAAUGCGGGCACCUGGAGAUGUACAGGGAUCAUUUAUUGCCGAAGCUAUAAUCGAACAUGUGGCAUCUACCCUUUCAUUAGAUGUUGAUUCUGUAAGAAAUCUAAAUCUUCACAAGUAUGACAGCCUUAAAUUAUUCUAUCAGAAUAGUGCUGGUGAACCUUUAGAGUAUACUUUACCCUCAAUAUGGGAUAGGUUGGCUGUGUCUUCAAGCUUUAACUGGAGGAUCAAAAUGGUAAACGAAUUCAAUAGGUACAAUAAAUGGAAAAAAAGGGGAAUUUCUCGGGUACCUAUUAUAUAUGGAGUGUCAUUGAGACCAACUCCCGGGAGGGUAAGCAUACUAAAGGAUGGAUCUAUUGUUAUUGAAGUUGGAGGUAUUGAGAUAGGCCAAGGACUUUGGACAAAGGUAAAACAGAUGGCUGCUUUUGCGCUCAAUUCAGUCCUUAGUAAUGGAGAUGGAGACCUCUUGGAUAGAAUGCGAGUCAUACAAGCUGAUACAUUAAGCUUAAUUCAAGGUGGUAUGACUGCUGGAAGCACUACAUCAGAGUCAAGCUGUGAGGCAAUAAGGCUGUGUUGUAAUAUUCUUGUUGAGAGGCUGACUCCUUUCAAGAAGAGGUUGCAGGAGCAAAUGGGACCUAUCAAAUGGGAGACUCUUAUUUCUCAGGCACACUUGCAAUCUGUGAACUUAGCAGCAAGCUCUUUCUAUGUCCCUGAUACAGCAUCGUGCUCAUACCUGAAUUAUGGUGUAGCAGUGAGUGAGGUUGAGAUAAAUCUUCUGACUGGAGAAACUACAAUUUUGCAAGUGGAUAUUUUGUAUGACUGUGGACAGAGUCUCAACCCUGCUGUGGAUCUAGGACAGAUUGAGGGAUCUUUUGUUCAAGGAAUUGGGUUUUUCAUGUCUGAAGAAUGGCUGACAAAUUCUGAUGGAUUGUUGGUUACUGACAGUACAUGGACAUAUAAGAUUCCUUCGGUGGACACCAUACCCAAACAGUUCAAUGUUGAAAUAUUAAACAGCAGCCAUCAUGAAAAACGUGUUCUUUCUUCAAAAGCUUCUGGUGAGCCACCAUUACUGCUAGCUGUUUCUGUUCAUUGUGCUACAAGAACUGCAAUUAAAGAAGCUAGAAAACAGCUUCUUUCAUGGAGUGGCCAAGAUGGUUCAGAGUCAAUGUUCCAAUUGGAUGUUCCAGCUACCAUGCCUGUUGUGAAGGAGCUUUGUGGGCUUGACAUUGUGGAGAAGUACUUGGAAUGGAGUUUAGGCUGCAAGAAAUAAAGGAGCCUUUUGUUGGGGAUGCAGACAGAGUUUCAAAUGUUUAUUUUAUACAGAGUUCAAACAAGUUAUAUGUCAUGACACAACUGUUGGUCCAUGGUUCUAUAACUGGUUUGAGUGGAGUAAUUAAUCUUUCAUAAGGAUUUAACAGUUUUCUUUUCCUUUGAAGUCUGUUUACGGUGUGGAAAUAAAAAAAUGCAGCAAUUUAUGUAGUUGAAUGAGAAUCUAUGUCUAUGGAA
This is a messenger RNA of Ziziphus jujuba (common jujube), 4698 nucleotides long. RefSeq names its product abscisic-aldehyde oxidase-like. Gene Ontology annotation, molecular function: FAD binding; iron ion binding; oxidoreductase activity. The transcript has 10 exons. The record is from RefSeq and is a predicted model, not a curated record. Bases 317 to 4462 code for a protein of 1381 amino acids. Lineage: Eukaryota; Viridiplantae; Streptophyta; Magnoliopsida; Rosales; Rhamnaceae.